Molecule: messenger RNA, 1695 nt
Organism: Scophthalmus maximus (turbot)
Lineage: Eukaryota; Metazoa; Chordata; Actinopteri; Pleuronectiformes; Scophthalmidae
Gene: mfsd2al2
Product: major facilitator superfamily domain containing 2a-like 2
Exons: 15
Coding region: 1-1695 (564 amino acids)
Biological process (GO): carbohydrate transport
Cellular component (GO): membrane
Molecular function (GO): symporter activity
Source: RefSeq, a predicted model, not a curated record
AUGAGUUGUUUACAGAUAUUAAAGAAGCAGCUUUUAAAAAAGACCGAGGACAGAAACCGGAGCAGCGACGUUCAGCAUCAGAGGGGGGCGAGGCCGAUUCCUCUGGCCAGGAAGCUUUGCUACGCAGUGGGCGGAGCCCCGCACCAGAUGACCGCGGUCGCUGUGGGCGUGUCCCUGCAGAUCUUCCUCCUGGAUGUUGUGCAGAUGGAGGCCUUGUAUGUUUCCAUGAUUCUGUUUGUGAGUCGGGCCUGGGACGCUGUGACCGACCCUCUGGUUGGAUAUCUGGUGACCCGCAGCAGACGGACUCCCAUCGGAAAACUCCUCCCAUGGCUGGUCCUCUCUGCUCCGUUCGUGGUCUUCUCUUAUCUCCUCUUGUGGUUUGAGCCUCGUGGCUUCAUGUCUCAGCCGCUCAGCGUCCUGUGGUUCCUCUCCACCAGCUGCUUGUUCCAGAGCCUCAUGACGUGCUACAAUGUCCCGUACCUGUCACUCAACAUGUUCCUGGGGGGAGACCAGAGGGACAGAGACUCUGCCACAGCGUACAGAAUGAGUGUGGAGAUGGGGGCGAUGCUUCUGGCCUCAGCGCUGCAGGGUCACGUCGUGUCUGUGUACAACACAGAGAAGCAGCAAGUUUGUCAGCAGCUGGAACAGGAAACAGAUCCGAGCUCAACGUCACCUCCGACUGCGUCACUGCAGCAAACGAGAAAGGCCUUCCAGACCUCCGCUCUGGUCCUGGGUUCUCUGUUCUUCCUCUGCAGCCUGGUCGUCUUCUUCGGGGUGAAGGAGCAGCAGCCCAGCGUCUGCUCCGAUGACAGAGAGCGACCUUCCUAUCUGACCUCUCUGAAGAUGCUGAUGUGUCACGCUCCGUAUCGCCGGCUGGUGCUCGGCUUCGUGUUCAGUGCUCUGGCGGUUCAGAUGUCCUGGAGUAACUUCGCCCUGUUCUGCAGCCACGCCGCCGGACUGGGAGCUCACUUCCAGUUGCUGCUGCUGGCUCUGCUGGCCUCGGCCUCAGUGGCGGUUCCUGUGUGGCAGGCGGUUCUGCUGAGAGUCGGAAAGAAGACGACGCUUUUCAUCGGACUGUCGCUCUUCGUCCCGGCCGUGACCGUCGUCGGCUGCGUUCCCAGUAACCUGCCGGUCUUCGUGACCAUGUGCGUCAUGAUGGGGUUCAGCGUGGCCACUCUGUUCUUGUUACCGUGGUCGAUGCUCCCAGAUGUGGUGGACGACUUCUCCGUGACGAAUCCGUCCUGCAGAGACCUGGAGCCUCUGUUCUUCUCCUGCUACGCCUUCUGCAGUAAACUGUCCGGAGGCCUGUCGGUCGGAGUCUCCACCGUGACGCUGCAGUUGGUGGGCUACAGAGCGGGAGCGUGUCACCAUGGCGACGGGGUGGUGACAGCGCUCGUUGUUCUGUUCGCUCCGGUUCCUGUCGCGCUCUUGCUGGUAGCGAUGGUCUUUUUCUGCUCUUAUCCAAUCGACGAGCGGCGUCUCCGGGAACAACGGACCUCAGUCCAGCCAGAACCUGCAUCAUCCUCAUCAUCAUCCUCAUCGUCAUCCUCAUCGUCAGGCCCCGUGGAGCAGCCGACAGUUCUGCAGCAGCUUCAUCCAACUUCACAACGAAACACAAAGAUCAACACGUUGGUCAUGAACAGAGACAUUUGGAUGGACAGGACAAAGACGUUCAUGAGGAUGAGUCUGGUGUGA